Messenger RNA from Tachyglossus aculeatus (Australian echidna), 1488 nucleotides. RefSeq names its product tachykinin receptor 2 (gene TACR2). The transcript has 8 exons. Gene Ontology annotation, molecular function: substance K receptor activity. The record is from RefSeq and is a predicted model, not a curated record. Lineage: Eukaryota; Metazoa; Chordata; Mammalia; Monotremata; Tachyglossidae. Gene Ontology annotation, cellular component: sperm midpiece; plasma membrane. Gene Ontology annotation, biological process: G protein-coupled receptor signaling pathway; positive regulation of flagellated sperm motility. The annotation marks the transcript as partial.
UAUGUACAACCGGCUUGGCAGCUGACCCUGUGGACGAUGGCUUACGUCUGCCUGGUCGGCGUGUCCGUCGUGGGCAACGUUACCGUCAUCUGGAUCGUCCUGGCCCACAAGAGGAUGAGGACCGUGACCAAUUAUUUCGUCGUCAACCUGGCCCUCUCGGAUGCCUGCGUGGCCGCCUUCAACACCGUGUUCAACUUCAUCUACGCCAGCCACAACAUCUGGUAUUUCGGCCGGGUCUUCUGCCACUUCCAGAACUUCUUCCCCAUCACGGCCAUGUUCGUGAGCAUCUACUCCAUGAUGGCCAUCGCAGCGGACAGGUACAUGGCGAUCAUCCAUCCUUUCCAGCCGCGACUGUCAGCCCGCAGCACCAAGUUCAUCAUCGCCGCGAUCUGGCUGGCGGCCUUCAGCCUCGCCGUGCCCCAGUGCUUCUACUCCAAGAUCGAGGUCGACUCCGGAGCCACCAAAUGCUUGGUGGUCUGGCCAGACGACGUGGGAGAGGCCAAGCACCUCGGGUAUCACCUCUCCUUGAUCGUCCUGAUUUACUUACUACCCCUGAUGGUGAUGUUUGUCACCUACAGCAUCAUUGGGUUGACGCUGUGGAGAAGGACAGUCCCUGGAAAUCAGUCUUUCGGAUCCAACCGGCAGCACAUUAAAGCCAAGAAAAAGGUAGUGAAGACCAUGGUUCUGGUGGUGUUGACCUUUGCCGUCUGCUGGCUGCCCUUUCACUUGUAUUUCAUUCUGAGUAAAUUCAAGAAAGACAUUUAUGAACAAAAGUUCAUCCAGCAAGUCUACCUGGCCAUCUUCUGGCUGGCCAUGAGUUCCACCAUGUACAACCCCAUCAUUUACUGCUGCCUCAACCGAAGGUUUCGCUCCGGCUUCCGGGUGGCUUUUUACUGCUGUCCUUGGGCCACCGCAACUGAGGAAGAUAAACUCGAACUAUCUCAGCAGCCAUCACUGUCCAGGAGAGUCCAAAGGAGUCAGACCAAGGAAAUCUUAUUCACCAUGAGCGAGGUGUCUCAGCACUUUAAGGACAUCUCCCAGCCCCACCAGGAGCAGGCGGGUUUCGACCCCAUUUGCCACGACUCCACUAAUCACGAAGGCCUCUUAUUCAUUGCAGAAAAUGAAAGUUUGGAAAGGUGUAAAACUAUCUGUUACUACCAACGUGAACGUUUCUGUUUUUUAUUUGACAUGCUGGAUGCCGUCGCCUAUAACCUGACCCUCCGUAGCUCCUCUCCGGAAAGAACCACGGAACACCGCAGGAAGCACAUCAAAAAGUUUAAUGUUGGUUGGUUUGUCUUUUCCACAAAUACCACUCACGCCGCCAGCACCGCCGCUGCCAGGGCACCAAAUAAAAAGGACUUUCCACCUCCGCGGAACCGAGUGGGCAUGCAACCCCGCGGGCAGACACUUAAAAGCUGCAGCUACGGUUUAGGAGACUCACACGGCACCUCACGACACUCAAUCACAGCGCGCCCGAAUGCAGACUGA